Messenger RNA from Juglans microcarpa x Juglans regia, 1568 nucleotides. Its product is annotated as inositol oxygenase 1-like. The record is from RefSeq and is a predicted model, not a curated record. Gene Ontology annotation, biological process: inositol catabolic process. The transcript has 10 exons. Gene Ontology annotation, cellular component: cytoplasm. Bases 327 to 1328 code for a protein of 333 amino acids. Lineage: Eukaryota; Viridiplantae; Streptophyta; Magnoliopsida; Fagales; Juglandaceae. Gene Ontology annotation, molecular function: inositol oxygenase activity; iron ion binding.
UCCAACUUUAUCAUUCUUUCUAUAUAUCUCUCUUAUCCUUCUUCUUAUUAUAUUUACGUCUCUCUUUUUUCACUUUGUUGUAAAAUAAUAUAUAGUGUGUGAUAAAAUAAGAUAAAAUAAAAGGCAAAUGAAAACUGAGAAUUUUCAGGUAAGGACUCGAGACCUGCGAAUUCUCAGGGAAGGACUCUCCGGCCAAUUAUAAAUACCAAAACCCACAAUGUCAAUUUCAACACGGCUAUCACACUCUUUAUCACAUUCCUUAGGUUUCCUGCUUUUUUUCUUUUGUUUUCUUGAGCUUUUCUGGUUUAUAAUUUUGUGUCGGGAUCAUGACUAUCCUCAUUCAUGAGCAGUACUCCGAGUUUGGAGUUGAAGCAGAGGAGACGAAGGUCCCUAUUGAGGAGGAAGAGUUGGUGUUGGAUAAUGGGUUCGUUGUGCCACAGAUCAACUCGUUCGGCCACACCUUUAGGGACUAUGAUGCUGAAAGUCAGAGACAAGAAGGCGUGGAGAACUUCUACCGAACCAAUCAUAUAAACCAGACUUAUGACUUUGUGAAGAAGAUGAGAGAAGAGUAUGGAAAAUUGGACAGGGUGGAGAUGAGCAUAUGGGAAUGUUGUGAACUUCUCAAUGAAGUUGUUGAUGAGAGUGAUCCGGACUUGGACGAGCCCCAAAUCGAGCAUUUGUUGCAAACGGCUGAAGCAAUUAGAAAGGACUAUCCCACUGAAGAUUGGCUGCACCUGACUGGCCUUAUCCAUGGUAUUUUUUCUUUCUUAAUACCAUAUGGCAAUGAAGUUUUAGAGGCUGUUAAGCUGAUUCGAUUUCUAUUGUUCGCUUUAGAUCUUGGAAAAGUGCUUCUUCUUCCUAGCUUUGGGGAACUUCCUCAAUGGGCUGUUGUAGGGGACACAUACCCAGUUGGCUGUGCUUUUGAUGAAUCAAUUGUCCAUCACAAGCAUUUCGAGGAAAAUCCAGACUAUAGCAAUCCUGCUUACAACACUGAAUAUGGAGUUUACUCGGAGGUCUGCGGACUCAACAAUAUAUUGAUGUCAUGGGGACACGAUGACUACAUGUAUUUGGUAGCAAAGGAAAAUAAAACCACUCUACCUUCUGCAGCUCUUUUCAUCAUCAGAUACCAUUCAUUCUACGCAUUGCAUAGAUCACGAGCAUAUAAGCACUUAAUGAACCAGGAGGAUGUUGAGAAUCUGAAAUGGCUUCAAAUAUUUAACAAAUAUGACCUUUACAGCAAGAGCAAGGUUCGAGUUGACGUUGAAAAGGUUAAGCCAUACUAUCUAUCUCUUAUUGAAAAGUACUUCCCUGUAAAGCUAAAAUGGUGAAACUCAGUGGUUUUGAAGUUUGAUGAGUUGAGAUAUGCAUCACAGCAAACAGAGUACUUGCCUCUAGUUGUGGAAGUUUUUAGUAUUUUCCUUUCUUUGAUGGUAGGGAUCAUUGUAUGUAAUAAACAGUAGUUGUACUUUGUUUGCAAUUUUAAUUCUACCGCUUUUAAAUAAGCUUUUUCAAGUGUUUUCAAAACAGUGAGUUUGAAAUAUGAAGUUAUCAUGAGAAAGUAUUCCCUC